Molecule: messenger RNA, 1973 nt
Organism: Bactrocera latifrons
Lineage: Eukaryota; Metazoa; Arthropoda; Insecta; Diptera; Tephritidae
Gene: Arp8
Product: actin-related protein 8
Exons: 2
Coding region: 122-1834 (570 amino acids)
Biological process (GO): regulation of DNA-templated transcription; double-strand break repair
Cellular component (GO): Ino80 complex
Source: RefSeq, a predicted model, not a curated record
UUAAUGAAUCGAUAAAUAUUUACUCGAUUAAAUGUACGUAAUCAUGUAUUAUUGCUGUUAUCAAGACUAUUAUAGGUAAACAAAACGUUGCAAAUUGUCCGGCUAAUAUAUAAAAGAAUAAAUGCAAGCACAACGUAUUAUUAUAAUACACCCAGGAUCGCUCUAUGUUAGAAUAGGAAAAGCCUCUGAUCUUAAUCCUAUUACUCUUUUACAUGCAGUAGCGUACCGACAGCGUGAAUCUACAUCUGCUCAAGAACAUAAAGAUGAGUUACUGCCACACGUGCAAGGCUCAGCCGAAACUCUCACAGAAUUUGAGGAACAAAGACUACAAGUUUCCCAUUCCAUACAAUCAUAUGCACCACAUCAAGAAACUUACGAACGCAGUGCCAAACGGCUGCGAGUUGCUACGCCACCGCAACAAAUUGCUACUUUCAACAGGCGAAGUGUUCCUGAGGCCCUUCCUAUAAUAGACGACAACAACUGCAACGGAAAAAGUGAAAAUGCAAUUGGACGUGAAAGGCUAUUUGACAAAGAUAUUUUAGCGUUAAACGAAAAAGAAGCAAUUGCUUAUAAUGUCCAUUUUCCAAUAAGACGCGGUGAACUAAAUUUGCAUAAAGGUGUUGGUGGUUCUAUGGCAGCAGUCAUAUCUAGCAUGGAAAUAAUUUGGUUGUAUGCAUUAAAAAAUCAUUUAAAUAUUAUGGCAGAUGCAUUACCCCAUUAUAGUGCUGUUUUGGUUGUAUCGGACGUCUAUAAUCGUAGUCAUCUACGAGAAUUGACAACAUUAUUAUUACAACGUUUGAGAUUUCGUUCAUGUUUUUUAUUACAAGAUCAUGUUGCGUCUACUUUUGGGGCUGGACUAAGUUAUGCCUGCGUUGUUGAUAUUGGGGAUCAAAAAUGUUCAAUAUCUUGUGUGGAGGAUGGUAUUAGUCAUCCCGAAACUCGUGUACGACUUUCUUAUGGUGGAGGCGAUGUGACACAAGUGUUUUUAAACCUUCUACUCAAGUGCAGCUUUCCUUACAGAGAAUGUGAUGUAAAAAAAGGUUAUGCAGAUGCAGCAUUAAUAAUGCAUUUAAAAGAACGUUUUUGUCAUCUUACUUUAGAUGUUUGUGGAGCGCAAGAACGUUGUUUUGAGGUAAAGAAAGAAAAUAAACGCCUACGAUACACUCUUCAAAUAGGUGACGAAUGUGUUGUAGCGCCACUAUGCCUUUUUCAUACAGAACUACUUAAUAUUACUGGCAAAACGAAGCAAGCAAAAGUUCAACUGCGAAGUAGUCAACAACCGGAUUCGGAAGACUGCUUUGAUGCCGAAUACAUAAGGGAAACAGGACGUCGAAAUGGAGUACGAGAUCAAUUACUUGAAGGGGCGAUACCAGUAACAGGCGAAGUGACUGAAGAUGAUUUAGUGGUAGACGAUGUGGUUGAUCGCGACGCCAAUAGUAAAACUAGUGAUAAAGAUGAACUUUUAUAUGUUGUAAACGGGCAGAUUAUGCCAAUUGACCAAGCUAUAGUUCGUAGUAUUGAACGUUGUUCAACGGAAGAGAUUAAGCGCAAAAUGUAUAGCUGUAUAUUGCUUGUGGGAGGCAGUACGAAAUUUCCAGGUUUCUCAAAAUGGUUGGAACAACGUGUUAUGCUUCAAUUAGCGGCCACGUCAACGUCAUACUCUGCAUUUGAAGUAAAUGCAUUCGCCAAAGAAAUGGACGCUGGUAUGAUAGCUUGGAAGGGUGCGGCUAUAAUGUCAUGUUUGGAGAGUGCACCGGAGCUAUGGAUAUAUUGUAGUGAAUGGGAGAAAUAUGGUUUGCGAAUAUUACGUGAAAAAGCACCCUUUAUUUGGUAAUUGGUAUUAAUUUUUGCCCAAUGAGGAUUAAACAUCCUAAACUAAAAAAUUAACAAGUGACUCAGUUGGAAAAAUCCACUGUUUGUAGUAAUGUAAAAAACGUACAAAUAAAAUACGAAGACAUUUAUACACUUUAAAA